AUGGCUGAUAUGCUAGGCUCACUUGUCUCUGCUAUCUUGCAAGUACUAUUGGAUAGGAUAGCUAAUCGUGAACUCAUAGACUUCUUUAGGGGAAAUCAUCUUGAUGAGGCACUUCUACACAAGUUGAAGAUGCUUUUGCUGUCUGUCAAUACAGUCCUUAAUGAUGCUGAGGACAAACAGUUUUUUGAUCCAUUGAUCAAGGACUGGGUUGAUAGGCUUAAGAAUGCUGCUUAUGAUGCUGAUGAUGUAUUGGAUGAAAUUGCCACCAAAGCCAUGCAAGACAAGAUGAAUCAAGGGUUCCACACGACCUUAGACCAGGUAAAAGAUUAUGCUUCGUCUCUCAAUCCUUUUUCCGAACGAGUUCAAUCUAAAAUUGGUAGGAUAGUUGAGAGGUUGAAGUCUAUUAUAGAGCAUAAAAAUCUUCUCGGACUUAAGGAAAUAGGCCUAGGUAAAUCACUCUCGUUAGCUUCGGCCACAACUUCUUUGGUGGAUGAACAUCGUGUGUAUGGUAGAAAUGGCGAUAGGGAGAAGAUUAUUGAAUUUUUGUUAGCUGAAAAUUCCAAUGGAGAGGGGGUGCCUGUAGUUGCGGUUGUUGGGAUGGGCGGAAUAGGUAAGACGACUCUUGCUCAAAUCUUGUACAAUGAUGAACGGGUGAUGGACCAUUUUCAAUCUAGAUCAUGGGCGUCUGUUUCAGAGACUUCAAAUGUGUAUGAAAUAACAAAGAAAGUUUUUGAGUCCUUCACUUUGUCUCAUUCUAAUAUCUCAGACUUGAAUAUACUCCAAAUCAAACUUAAGGAUAGAUUGACAAGACAGAGGUUUCUAAUUGUUUUGGAUGGGUUUUGGAAUGAGAACUUUCUUGACUGGGACAUCCUCCAAAGACCCUUUCUAUCAGGAAAUUAUGGGAGUAGAAUCAUUAUCACCACACGUAAUCAAAGUGUUGCAACAUUAAUCCGUGCGGAUUUAACUCAUUCCCUCUCGUUUCUAUCUCACGAAGAUACCUGGAAAUUAUUCACGAGCCAUGCAUUCAAAUCAGGGAACCCGAAUGAGCAUCCCAUCUUGGCACAAAUUGGCCAAAAAAUUGUAAAAAAGUGCAAUGGUCUCCCUCUAGCUGCAAAAGCUUUAGGGAGUCUUCUGCGUACAAAAGAAGAUGUCGAGGAGUGGGAAGGUAUAUGUUAUAGUAGGAUAUGGGAGCUGCCUAGUGAUAAGUGUAGCAUUCUUCCUCCUUUAAGAUUGAGCUACAUUCACUUACCGUCUCAUUUAAAGCGAUGCUUUACUUAUUGUUCCAUAUUUCCUAAAGGAUUUGAAAUAAAAAAGUGGAGCUUGAUCUAUUUAUGGAUGGCUGAAGGUAUACUACCACAACAAAGAGCAGAGAAGAGAAUGGAAGAUGUAGGAGAAGAAUGCUUUCAAGAGUUACUAUCUAGGUCAUUCUUUUACCCCUCAAUUUACAAUGUCUCACAUUAUAUGAUGCACGAUCUUAUCCACGACGUAUCACAGUUUGUUGCAGGAGAACUCUAUUACAACUUAGAUGACAACAACCCAAGAAUCAUCACGAGCAGUGUUCGUCAUUUAUCCUAUUUACAAGGCAUAUAUGAUGAUCCUGAGAAGUUUGAGAUCUUCUCUGAAUUUAAGCAGCUCAGGACAUUCCUACCAUUCAAAUACUCAUACUUUGUUUACUCCUCUUCAAUUACUAGCAUGGUUUCGAUUUUGUUACCAAAAUUGAAAUGCUUGCGUGUGCUCUCUUUGUCUCAUUAUCCAAUUACAAAGUUGCCAGAUUCAAUUGGAAACUUGAUGAAUAUGCGGUAUUUGGAUCUUGCUCACACUGGAAUCGAGUGUUUGCCAGACUUUGUUAGCACUAUGUAUUACUUGGAGACAUUGUUGCUGUCUGGUUGUCGUAAUCUCACUAUGUUACCAGAAAACAUGUGCAACCUUGUCAACAUGCGCCAACUUGAUAUUAGUGGAAGCAAUGUGACAUCGAUGCCUGCAAAUUUUGGUAAAUUGAAGUCUCUUCAAGUGUUGACCAGUUUUGUAGUAGGUUACGAAAGGGGAUCAAAAAUCAGUGAGUUAGGAGAGCUUUCAGAACUCCGUGGAGCACUUUUGAUUUCCGGACUGCAGAAUGUUGUUAAUCCAACAGAAGCUUCCCGUGCAAGGUUGAGGAUGAAGAAACAUCUUUAUGAACUAGAAUUCAAGUGGACAACUACAACUCACGACAAAGAGAGUGAAGCUUCUAUACUCAAUAUGCUAGAGCCACAUCAAAGUUUGAAAAUACUCACAAUUCAAAAUUUUGGUGGUGAUAAAUUUCCGAAUUGGUUGGAGAGCUCUUCAUUCUCCUGUAUGGUGAUUCUACAUCUUGCUAACUGUGAAAAUUCAAAGUCAUUGCCAUCACUUGGACAAUUGUCCUCCCUCACAGAACUCUAUAUAUCAAAAAUGAAGAGCAUUCAGAAGAUUGGUCUAGAAUUCUACGGGAAUGUAAUCGAGCCAUUUAGAUCAUUAAAAAUUAUGAAGUUAGAGGACAUGCCUAACUUGGAAGAAUGGUCAACCAACAUAUCUGAAGAAAUUGGGAGAUUCCCUUCACUCCUAGAGCUUUACAUUGAGCGAUGUCCUAAACUGACCGAAAUAUUACCUGGCCAUCUUCCUUCCUUGGAGAAAUUAAUGAUCACUGGAUGUCAAGCUCUCACAAAUCCAAUGCCAUGCGUUCCAAGACUGAGAGAAUUAGUUCUGACAGGUUGCGAUGCUUUGGUAUCGUUAUCUGAGAAAAUGAUGCUGGGAAAUAAAAGUCUUCAAACCAUGACUAUAAGCAAUUGCUCAUCUCUUGUCACCAUCCCUAUGGAUGGCCAACCAAGUACGUUGCGAUCUCUUGAAAUCAACGAGUGCAGAAAUUUACAACUUUUUCACCAUCAGAGUUUGACGCGAGAAUCUCAAUACUAUUCUUCCCUUGAAAAACUACACUUGAAAUGUUGUUGUGAUUCUCUCAUCUCAUUUCCGUUUUUCCUCUUCCACAAGCUUGAAGAUCUAUGUCUACAAGAUUGUAGAAACCUCCAAUUUAUUUCACAUCCUCCAAACAUUCUACCACAUUUUCGGAAGUUAAAACUGAAGCAGUGCUCCAAGUUGGUUCAGUUUCCUGAAGGAUGGUUGGAUGCUCCCAAAAUUGUGUCACUUUGUAUCAGCAAAUGCAUUGAUCUCUCAUCUAAGACGACAUGGAAUCUUCAAGCAAUGACAUCUCUAACUUCUCUUCAUAUCAGUGGACUUCCUAAUCUCACUUCCUUGGAGCACACGGGUGUUCAAUACCUAACAUCUCUAAGAACUUUGAAGAUUAAAGCUUGUGCCAGCCUUGGAUCUCUUCCUUUAGACACUCUAGUUAACUCCCUUUCCCAUCUUACUAUAAGAUCAUGUCCGUUGUUAAAAGUGCUAUGUGAAAAGGACACAGGGGAGUACUGGAGCAUGGUCUCUCUCAUACCCUUCAGAAUCAUUGAAGACUAG
Molecule: messenger RNA, 3477 nt
Organism: Vicia villosa (hairy vetch)
Lineage: Eukaryota; Viridiplantae; Streptophyta; Magnoliopsida; Fabales; Fabaceae
Product: putative disease resistance RPP13-like protein 1
Exons: 1
Coding region: 1-3477 (1158 amino acids)
Biological process (GO): defense response to other organism
Molecular function (GO): ADP binding
Source: RefSeq, a predicted model, not a curated record